Messenger RNA from Pteropus alecto (black flying fox), 2170 nucleotides. RefSeq names its product deltex E3 ubiquitin ligase 3 (gene DTX3). Gene Ontology annotation, biological process: protein ubiquitination; Notch signaling pathway. The transcript has 7 exons. NCBI's taxonomy places the organism in Eukaryota, Metazoa, Chordata, Mammalia, Chiroptera, Pteropodidae. The coding region runs from base 478 to 1530 and encodes 350 amino acids. The record is from RefSeq and is a predicted model, not a curated record.
CUUCUCGGGGUCUCCCCCCCUCCUUGUUGCUAAGGCCCAGGCCGUCAUCCCAGCAACAGCCUCAGUCAUGUGACCGGCAAUGGCGGCGCUGACGAGAGGUGCAUCUGGCCUUGAAGGGACUAUGAUGGAGGCACAAAUGGAGAGCCACUCCCCUUGGGAUCAGUCAAGGAAUUGAGGUCACCCUAAUGGGUCCUCUUUCUAUUUGAGCUGCAUUUGGAGGUGUAGUAGAGACACCUUUGUAGCUGAACAUGGCAAGACUCAGGGGAAACCUCAGACUCCUCCAGUGGAUCCCCUGUGUGAGCCCACCCCUUCCUAAAUGCAGACUAGGUUGCUGACAGGCUUGCACGUGUGUGCUGGGUUUAAAAGUCCUGGUCAGCUGAGUGUGGAAAUAGAGGGAUUUCUGCUGCUAUCAUCGUCCAUGGGCUUUCCAGGUCACACCACCUACAAGUAGAGAGCAGGGACAGAGAGAGAGCCUGCAUGCCAUUUCUAAGCUCUUCAGGAUCAAAAAUGGCAGCCUGUGGAGGCACCUGCAAGAACAAAGUGACUGUCUCCAAGCCUGUGUGGGACUUCCUGAGCAAGGAGACCCCAGCCCGGCUGGCCCGGCUUCGGGAGGAGCAUCGUGUAUCCAUCCUCAUAGAUGGCGAGACUUCUGACAUCUAUGUUCUCCAGCUUUCCCCGCAGGGCCCUCCCCCGGGUCCUCCCAAUGGGCUCUACCUGGCCCGGAAGGCUCUCAAGGGGCUGCUAAAAGAGGCAGAGAAAGAGCUGAAGAAAGCUCAGAGGCAGGGGGAGCUUAUGGGCUGCCUGGCUUUGGGGGGUGGGGGGGAGCACCCUGAGCUGCACCGCCCAGGCCCACCCCCUCUCCGAGCAGCCCCGCUCCUGCCCCCAGGGGCACGGGGUCUUCCACCCCCUCCUCCUCCUCUGCCCCCUCCUCUUCCUCCCCGCCUUCGGGAGGAGGCAGAAGAGCAGGAGAGCACCUGCCCCAUCUGUCUGGGGGAGAUCCAGAAUGCCAAAACAUUGGAGAAGUGUCGGCACUCUUUCUGCGAAGGCUGCAUCACCCGGGCCCUACAGGUGAAAAAGGCCUGCCCCAUGUGUGGCCGCUUCUAUGGGCAGCUGGUGGGCAACCAGCCCCAGAAUGGGCGGAUGCUGGUCUCUAAGGACGCCACACUCCUACUGCCCAGCUAUGAGAAGUAUGGCACCAUCGUCAUCCAGUAUGUCUUCCCACCCGGUGUCCAGGGGGCUGAACACCCAAACCCAGGGGUCCGGUAUCCUGGCACCACAAGGGUGGCCUACCUCCCGGACUGCCCUGAGGGCAACAAGGUGCUGACCCUGUUCCGCAAGGCAUUUGACCAGCGUCUCACCUUCACUAUUGGCACGUCCAUGACCACAGGGAGACCAAAUGUCAUCACCUGGAACGACAUCCACCACAAGACCAGCUGCACAGGGGGACCCCAGCUGUUUGGGUACCCGGACCCCACCUACCUGACCCGAGUGCAAGAGGAGCUGAGAGCCAAGGGUAUCACAGAUGACUGAAGGACAUCCCCUUUGCCAAGGCCCCUGCCUUUCUCCUCCACUAGGACCCAACGGAAGCCUCUGUUCUCCUCUCUCCUUCUGCCCCCCACAUCCCAGGAGUAGGGGACCUGACUGACUGGGGAAGGAGUUCAGAGAGGGAGGGGGCAAGCCCUUCCCCUGUCCCCCACAGGCCAAGUGCUUCAGUGCAGUGUGAGCCACUCCCUUCUGGCAGAGGCUGAUCUCAAGGCUCUGCUCUCCUCAUCCCCUGUACAUACUCCCAGUCCUCCUGCCCCCUCCAUUGCCCUUGUCUUUUUCUGGUAUGUGCUGUGCUCCAGUGACUAAGCUGAGAAAGGACCUGGGUGGGGAGGAGAGGGUCUCUUGAACACCCACCCCACCACCACCACUGCUCCACUGCCGAACUUUGGAGGAGGGGAGGGCAAUUUGGUUGGUGUGCGCCCCGUGGAGCCGGCCCUGUGUGUUCUUCAGAAGCAAUUCUCCAUCUACCUUGACCUUGUCCUUUCCUGUGUCUCUGUUCCUGUCAGUCUGUCUUUAUUCCGCUCUUCUCUGCCCCCCUAUAAGGAGCCUCCUUUACCCUGUUCUGGAAUUGCCGCCAGACUGUAGCUUUUAAUUUAAUAAAAAUAAAGUAAAAUAUGCAACUCUC